Elaeis guineensis (African oil palm) is the source of this 1637-nucleotide messenger RNA. The record is from RefSeq and is a predicted model, not a curated record. NCBI's taxonomy places the organism in Eukaryota, Viridiplantae, Streptophyta, Magnoliopsida, Arecales, Arecaceae.
UCGAUGUAGCGCCAGAGCUGCCAACAGAAGGCAUGGAAAAGCCUUGUUUGACUGAGAACGGAGGAUGCAAGUUGCUUCUACUUUUUAUUAAUUUUAUAUAAUAUUACAUACAAUGAUUGGUUGAGGUGAAGAAAAGAGGAAGGAAGAUUCGGAAGCGACUGUCUUCCUCUGUUUUCAACCAAAAAAAAAAAAAAACUUUUCCAUGUCUUUGUUAAUUCCUAGCUUUCUUCCUCAUCAGUUCUGGGUGCGGCUCGUUGGAAAGAGGGAACUUUAGGAAGAGAGCUCAGCAGAAGCAUGGCUGUUGAAAUAAUACAAUUUCUCAUGAGUAAAUUUGUGGACGGUCUUGGAGAAGAGGACUCUGCAACAAUUCCUUUUAUUCACCAAUUCCAAGAGAUCAAGGAAGAUCUGGAAAAGAAAACAAGGUUCUCCAUGUCGCUAGGCACCACCAACCUGCUCCAAGAAUCACUCAACAACCUAAAUGACAUACUGAUCGAGUGCCAAGUGCUGUCCAAGAAGAACAGGAAUCAUGAGCAGAGUAAGCGUUCGUACUUCUAUUCUUUAGCUGAUCUGUAUUUUCUUUUCAAAACCCGGAAGAGGUUGCUUAGGAUCAAACGAAAAAUCCAGACCAUAAGUGAUGGAAGGGCAGAAGCAAAUCCAAGUAGUGGUCCUUUGCAUGGUGACAUGGGCAGGCGGAGGCCAGCGGAGUUCGACCGCUGGACUUCUCAAGCUGUGGACAAAACCAAGGUCCAUGGACUUGCCAAUCAGCUGAUUGAAGCGGAGAGAAUGCUAAUGGAAGAGGGUAAGAAUGGCUUCAAGGGAAUUGGAAUUGUUGGGAUGGGUGGUGUCGGUAAAACCGUGCUAGCACAACUGCUCUUUAACAAUCAGCAGGUGAGACGGCGCUUCUAUCCAAGGCUCUGGGUUUCUGUAUCAGAGACAAUCAACAGAGGACAAGAUCUGAGAAGAGAGAUUCUGGAGAGGAUGCUAACGUCUCUUGGAGUCGAGGAGGAUGUUAUCACUUCCAUUUCAAAUUCUCAUUCAAGAAGCAACAGCCUUGCAGAAUUGAUGUUCACCCUUCACCUACAACUGAUGGGCAAGCGAUACCUCAUUGUAUUCGAUGAUGUUUGGAGCAAUGAUGAAUGGUAUGAGAAUUUGGAUUCCGGGCUGCCAAGAGAUGGUGAAUGGGCUGACCGUCUGGCUUUUGGAUUGCCGAAGGGAAGCGGUGGUGGAGCUAUCGUCACUAGUAGAUUGGAAGAGGUGGCUAUAAAGAUGGUUGGGGAAGAAAAUCUGUACCACCUUCAACCUCUCACCGAUCGCGAAAGUUGUUGGGCUAUAUUCAUGGAUGCACUAACGAAAGAUGGCCACAUGUCCGAUUAUCCUACCAUAAGAGGCAUGAAGAAGGAAAUUUUGGACAAUUGCAGUGGCCUUCCAUUGGCUGCAAAGACUGUUGGGGAGAUUUUGAAUGGAUCCUUCUCAUCAUCUGGAGAUUCAAGCAGGAAAACAAGCUUGAGUGAUGAUAGCUAGCUCUAAGGAAGUGGAAGUGUUUGAUAAGAUUAUGUUCAUUUGUUGCUGGAUAAAUACCAUUACAUGUACUUCCAUUUUUAUCUAGUGAUCCAUGAAUUAUAUCUUUAUUAACAUUA